AUGGCGCACCACGCAUCGGCGACUACGGCGCAGAAGCGGAAGUGUCCCGACGGGGAGACGGCCGGCAUGUGCGCCGGCGGCUGCGGCUUCUUCGGCGCGGCCGCCACCGGCAACAUGUGCUCCAAGUGCUACAAGGAUCACCUUCUCGCCGCCUCGACCGCGCCUCCGGAGAAGAAGGCCAAGAUGGCCGUCUCCGUCGCGUCAGCCGAUGCUGCAGUCGAGGUCGAACCCUCCGUGGCGUCCGCGAAGCUGCCGGCGGUGAGGGCGAGCCGGUGCGCGGCGUGCCGCAAGAAGGUGGGGUUGCUGGGGUUCCUGUGCCGCUGCGAGGGCACCUUCUGCAGCGUCCACCGCUACUCGGACAAGCACGACUGCGGAUUCGACUACAAGACCGCCGGUCAGGAGCGAAUCGCCAAGCACAACCCGGUCGUGGUCGCGGACAAGAUGACCGGAAGGAUCUGA
This is a messenger RNA of Triticum turgidum subsp. durum (durum wheat), 459 nucleotides long. The record is from the annotation of a GenBank genome assembly. Lineage: Eukaryota; Viridiplantae; Streptophyta; Magnoliopsida; Poales; Poaceae.